UGUCUUUUGUUUGUUUUGUCUAAAAAGAAAGGUUGUGAUUAUUAAACGUAAUAAGCUAUUGCUGCUGCUGCAUAAAACAGCGUCAAUGGCGUCGUCCCUACAGAAGGCGAUCGACAUCGUAACAAAAGCGACGGCAGAAGAUACGAAUAGAAACUACCAAGAAGCUCUCCAACUAUACGAGCACGGCGUCGAGUACUUCCUCCACGUAAUCAAAUAUGAAUCCCUCAGCGACAAGGUAAAGGAUUCGAUUCGUACCAAGUGCUGCCAGUAUCUCGAUCGCGCGGAACAAUUAAAAGCCCACCUGAGCAAGGACACAACCUCUUCCAAGGUACCGAAUGGCGAAGGCGACCGGAUCAACUCGAAGUCAGACUCAUCGGACAACCAGGAGCAGAAGCAACUGCGGCACCAACUGGAGAGCACGACCGUGAUCGAGAAACCGAACAUCAAAUGGUCCGAUGUGGCUGGUCUCGAAGGAGCCAAGGCGGCCCUUAAAGAGGCCGUGAUACUACCGAUUAAAUUCCCGCACCUUUUCACGGGUAAGCGAUUGCCCUGGAAGGGCAUACUACUAUUUGGUCCUCCAGGAACGGGAAAAUCCUAUCUGGCCAAAGCGGUAGCGACCGAAGCGAACAGCUCGACAUUUUUCUCCGUCUCUAGCUCCGAUUUGCUUUCGAAAUGGGUCGGUGAGUCGGAAAAGUUGGUAAAGAGUCUGUUCGAGCUAGCCAGAACUCACAAACCGAGUAUCAUCUUCAUCGACGAAGUGGAUUCACUGUGUUCCGCUCGCUCCGACAACGAGAGUGAAAGUGCGCGACGUAUCAAAACGGAGCUGUUGGUACAGAUGCAGGGUGUUGGCAAUGACAACGAGGGCAUUCUGGUGCUCGGUGCCACCAACACACCGUGGACGCUGGAUUCGGCCAUUCGAAGACGGUUCGAGAAGCGUAUCUACAUCCCGCUGCCGGAGGUGAAUGCACGUCACGUAAUGUUCAAGAUCCAUCUCGGUAGCACGGCUCACACGCUGACGGAGGAAGAUCUACGCUUGCUGGCGAGUAAAACCGAAGGUUUCUCCGGGUCGGACAUUGCGAUCGUGGUGCGAGACGCACUGAUGCAGCCGGUACGGAAGGUACAGACCGCUACACACUUCAGAACGAUCAGCGGACCAUCGCCGGUCGAUAAGAUGACGAUCUGUGACGAUUUGCUGGUGCCCUGUAGUCCGGGGGCGCCCGGAGCGAUCGAGAUGACGUGGAGUGAUGUGCCGAGUGAUAAGCUGUACGAGCCACCGGUUACGAUGUGUGAUAUGGUGAAGUCUUUGGCCAGCACGAAACCUACGGUUAAUGAGGAGGAUAUGGGGAAGCUGGAACAAUUCAUGCAGGACUUUGGCCAGGAGGGGUAG
Anopheles aquasalis is the source of this 1387-nucleotide messenger RNA. RefSeq names its product vacuolar protein sorting-associated protein 4-like. Gene Ontology annotation, molecular function: ATP binding; ATP hydrolysis activity. Gene Ontology annotation, biological process: vacuole organization; endosomal transport. The record is from RefSeq and is a predicted model, not a curated record. Lineage: Eukaryota; Metazoa; Arthropoda; Insecta; Diptera; Culicidae.